AUGCAGUCCUAUCUCUCUCUGAUCCUCUGUCUGGUCCUGAGCGUCAAUGUUCUGGCUGCUCCCGCUCCUCAACCGGUUCGGAAAAGCAGGUCUUUCCAUAUCGAACGAGUCAAGCGCAGUGAUUAUGUCGCCCAUGGCCCCGUCGCCAUUCGCAAGGCUUUCCGCAAGUUCGGCAUCACGCCCGUGGACUUUCAAAACAUCACGCUCAAGGACUUUGAACCCUUUGAGCACCAGGCCUUCCGGGUCAAAUCCAACCAGGCCAGCAUUGAUGAGCCAGACCAGACCGGUGCAGUGAGUGCGACUUCGGUCCAGAAUGAUGUGGAAUUCGUCUCACCCGUCUCCAUCGGUGGCCAAACCGUCACACUGGACUUUGAUACCGGUUCCUCCGAUAUGUGGGUCUUCAACGCUGGACUUCCUGCGUCCAUCACCGCGGGUCGCGACAUCUAUGAUCCCGCCAAAUCGACCACCUACAAGAAAGUCGAAGGUGGUACUUUCAAGAUCAGCUACGGUGACUCGUCCUCUGCCUCAGGCGGUCUCGCCCAGGAUGUGGUCAACAUUGGCGGUGCCACCGUGAAGGACCAAAUUUUCGGUCUGCCGGACCGUGUCUCUUCCUCCUUCGUUGACGACACCUAUUCCAACGGUCUCGUCGGACUUGGCUUCUCCUCCAUCAACACCUUCACCCCAGGCCCUCAAAAGACCUUCUUUGACAACAUCGCCUCGGACUUGGAAGAGCCCGUGUUCACGGCCCGCCUGCGCAGCGACGGCGUCGGCGAGUACGAAUUUGGCAAAGUCGACCAUGCCAAGUAUACCGGCAACCUGGUCAACAUCAGCGUCGACUCCUCCUCGGGCUUCUGGCAAUUCGAGGCCGGUUAUUUCGCCGUGGGCAGUGAUGCCCUGCAGAAGGUCACCCAGGUCCCCCGGGCGAUUGCCGAUACCGGUACCUCAUUGAUGCUGGUGAGCCCUGAGGUGGUCACCGCGUACUACAAAAAGGUGCAAAAUGCCGCCUACUCCAGCGGCGUGUCCGGAUGGGUGUACCCUUGCUCGGCCAAGUUGCCCAGCUUGACCGUCGCCCUGGGGGACAAGUACCAGGCCACGAUUCCCGGCUCGCUGGUCAACUUUGCCGAGGUUGGAAAGAACACCACCACUGGCGAAACUGUAUGCUAUGGUGGCAUCCAAUCCAACCAGGGCUCCAGCCUCCAAAUCUUCGGCGACGUCUUUCUCAAGGCUCUCUUCGUGGUCUUUGACCAGCGCGGUCCAUCCCUGGGCUUUGCCGCCCCUGCAUAA
Penicillium oxalicum is the source of this 1284-nucleotide messenger RNA. Its product is annotated as pepsin-like aspartic protease. Bases 1 to 1284 code for a protein of 427 amino acids. The transcript has 3 exons. Gene Ontology annotation, molecular function: aspartic-type endopeptidase activity. Gene Ontology annotation, biological process: proteolysis. The record is from RefSeq and is a predicted model, not a curated record. Lineage: Eukaryota; Fungi; Ascomycota; Eurotiomycetes; Eurotiales; Aspergillaceae.